Messenger RNA from Neocloeon triangulifer, 754 nucleotides. RefSeq names its product vesicle transport through interaction with t-SNAREs homolog 1B (gene Vti1b). The record is from RefSeq and is a predicted model, not a curated record. NCBI's taxonomy places the organism in Eukaryota, Metazoa, Arthropoda, Insecta, Ephemeroptera, Baetidae. Gene Ontology annotation, biological process: macroautophagy; vesicle fusion with Golgi apparatus; regulation of protein localization to plasma membrane. The transcript is spliced from 3 exons. Gene Ontology annotation, cellular component: Golgi apparatus; SNARE complex; ER to Golgi transport vesicle membrane. Gene Ontology annotation, molecular function: SNAP receptor activity; SNARE binding. Bases 210 to 545 code for a protein of 111 amino acids.
AUCAAAUUGCAGGUCAUGUGUUUUGGUUGAGCUGCUAAUUCUGUUCUGUUGAAUUGUUAUUUUUCUCAAAAUAUUGUUAGAGCUACUUUAUUAUUUCAAAUUUGGUUAAAUAGUCAUGAAGGAAAAUUAAUAAUUAUUAAUUCAGCAGCAUUUUUAGCUAAAUUAGCUUCCACUGUGAUCUAUAAGACUUUAAUCUUUUACGAAUAACAAUGGACUACGAAUACGAAGAAUCUGCAAACAGGCAAAGAGCCCUUCAGGGCUAUGCUAUCUUGGAAAGGACUUCGCAAUCCUUGGCUAGGUCAGAACAAGCUGCACUUGAAACGGAGCGUAUUGGCACGGAGGUGCUAUCAGAACUAGAGAGCCAAAGAGAAUCCCUGCUAAGAACAAGACAGAGACUCGAAGAUGCAGACGAAGAGCUGAGUCAGGCUCGAAGAGUGCUUAACUCGAUGUAUAAAAAUAUAAUUGCGAACAAAAUCAUCUUGUGCCUGAUAAUAAUUCUGGAAAUGGCCAUUCUUGGGGGAUCUCUUUAUCAUAAAUUGUCGUAGCUAUUUAAAAUCAACACAUUCCCUUCUAUAUCCAAUAUUUUUCAUGCUAUUUCUUCAUUUGCAAUUUAAUUAUUAAUAAAAAUUUGUAAAAUAUGAAUAAAUGUUAAAUAUAUAUUUGUAAGACUAAAUUAAUUGCACUCAUUGUAUGUUACAAUUAUCCCUUUGUUUAAAAUAAUAAUAAAAAAAGUUUAAAUUUCUUUACCUUUUGA